Molecule: messenger RNA, 855 nt
Organism: Didymella exigua CBS 183.55
Lineage: Eukaryota; Fungi; Ascomycota; Dothideomycetes; Pleosporales; Didymellaceae
Exons: 2
Coding region: 231-551 (106 amino acids)
Source: RefSeq, a predicted model, not a curated record
UUGACUUACGGUCUAAUCUCCCAAUAAUUCGCAGUGCCAGCUUAGUGAUAGCGGAUGGAGACAUCAUGUUGAUGCUGAUAGUCGCGAGCUUGAGGAUAACUUAUAAGUAUCCAAUGUAACCUCCAAGAAAAUCCCAUCGCUACACCUCAGGCACUCAGUCUUUACAUUCAGUCUUACAAACACAUUCGUCUGCACCUCAAAACUCAUCCUCUUUCGAGAUACCAUUCAAUAUGCGUUCCUCAUCCGUCAUCAUUUUCCUCACAGCUCUGGUCACACCCUUCGUGGCUGCCAAGUUGCACUCUAAUGCCAUCUGCAUCGACAUCUUAUCCGGUGUGUCUGUCUACAACGAGGCUGCAACCAUUGCAUCAUGCGGGAACUACAGAGUGCGAAACACUGGAAACAAGCAAUGGGAUCAGUGCCCGGACUGCGAGAUGAAAGUGAUCGGCAACCUGAAUGUAUGCCACUCUGACGGUUGGCACAUUGGAGGUGACGAGAUCAACUACUACUGCGAGAAGAUCAACAAUGCUGGAGGGUCAUUGGCGAACUCUUAGGUGCACCCCAGUGCGCUCGAUUCGGGUAUAUGAAUGCAGUCAAGACGCGUGUGGACUUGAUGGGAAAUUAGACAUGGACUUAGUGGGGGCUGGUCCGAAUACCAGGGAAUGUGAUACCAAACAGGGCAAGCCAGUGCGCGAUAUCGGGAGUCAAUGUACAUUUCGCAAUUUGCAUAAAUAUUUACAAAACUGGAUGUUGCUUAAGACGACCGAUGAUACCAACUGUAUACGAGGCUGAACAAGGGUGGCUGCGGAAGCACGACACAGGGAAACCAUAACCCAUUUACUUUCUACUGCUUAUCAC